AUGGUGACUGAUACCUUAUGCCAGGCGUCCCCCCCCCCCCCCCCCGCGAUCCCACCUGCAAAACCCACCGCGCCAGCUUCCGUCGCACAGGAUUCCUCUUCUCAAAACUGCCAGAGCUGUCGCUGGCUUUCUGGGUCUGCGCUCCUCGGGGCGGGCGUCUAUGUCUUCCUGCUGGGCCAGAGGCCCAUGAAGCAGGGACUCCCAAUGCGACCAGGCCCCAUAGCUCAGAUGUUCCUCGGCGUCUCUAUCGCCUGUUUGGGUGUAGUUAUCCUGGCGGACCCCAAGAAGAAGUCCCACCAAGUUUGAAAGUACCAGCAAUUAAUUGUAUCCUGUCUCUGGCUGCGCGGCAAAAAGAGCAAGAUUUGUGUUGGUGGAUAUUCUUGCAGACGUGGACAGGGAUGCACUUCAUUAUAGAACAUGCCAAGAAGACUGUGACAACAUGAGCUGUCAUUAUUUGGUCUUGGAUGUUUACAACUUUCUCCCCUCAGGUUAUCAAGGGACAAAUAAAUCCCUUGGAAGCAAAAGUGUUUCAAUGUCUUGUCCAGGGAGGUUGUGUGUAGUUCAAAUUAUACUGAAAGAUAACAGUUUUAAGAAGAUAUUAAAAUGGAGUAAAUGAUAGUCUAAUCGUAAAGUAAGCUAUUUUAUUAUUAUAGCAAAUAGUCCUUUUUACUUUUCUAAUUGUAUCAAUAGCUAUUCCCAACCUAACCCUGGAUAGGUACAUGAAACUAGAUUUGAAAAUUUUUUUGUGCUCUCCACAGUGUCUGUAAAUCCUUCACAAUAGGGGUAGUUCCAAAGAGGCAAGAGUUACCUUUCCACACCAAAUGUCACUGCACAAUAAAAGACGUAAAUAUCAAAAUAUUUGAGAAAAGUUCAAAAAGAAAAUCUGUUGACAGUUUUUCCCAUUGACAUUAUAAGUAUUUUAGAUUGGAAUUGGGAUGAUUUUGAGAUAAAGACAUAAGAGAAAUGUCUGCUUACUGUCAGGUCUUGGUUUAGGGGGUUUUCUUUGAAAUACUGAGGUGUCUGUGCAAAUGUAUGUUUAGGUGGUUCUUCAUAGUAGAUACUAUUAAAUUCUGUACCAAGUAAUAAGUUUUGAAUACCAUG
This is a messenger RNA of Chionomys nivalis (European snow vole), 1101 nucleotides long. Its product is annotated as distal membrane-arm assembly complex protein 1-like. The transcript is spliced from 2 exons. The record is from RefSeq and is a predicted model, not a curated record. NCBI's taxonomy places the organism in Eukaryota, Metazoa, Chordata, Mammalia, Rodentia, Cricetidae. The coding region runs from base 1 to 306 and encodes 101 amino acids.